AACACUCAACACUCGAAGACACCUGAAGUGGGUCGAUCCAACCACGGAAGGCUUCCUGGAGGGGCCCGACUUUGAAAAAAGCUUUCCCAGGCCUGUAUCCGAGGAUAAGAAGACUAGAAAAGAGAGUGUGGCGUGACUGAGGGGUAACAAAAGGCCCACGCCAGAACUCUGGUCGGCUGCCAUUCUCCCGGGAACAAAUUGGGCUUCAGUAACCGCGCCAAAGGUGUAUCUCCACUAAGGCCACGCCUCCUCCAGGCAAGGACCCGCCCAUUUCCCCGUCCGCCACUGCGGCUCAGGUUUCCGGAAGGUCCUGAUUUUAGAGCGGACCAAACCGGAUGAAGGUCGCGCGCCCUCUUCCGCCCGUGUGCCGGUUCACAAAGACCCCUCUUCUAAGUGGGGUGGUACGCAUCGUCCUUUUGCGCAGGCGCGCGGUGUGAGGUCCACGCUCGCCUCUAUGCCUGCAGGGCAUGUCUCGCGGGUCCGCGCCUUGUAUCGGCGCAUCUUGCUGCUGCACCGGGGUCUGCCCCCAGACCUUAAAGCCCUUGGUGACCAGUACGUGAAGGACGAGUUUAGGAGGCAUAAGACCGUUGGUUCUGACGAGGCCCAGCGUUUCUUGCAGGAAUGGGAGGUGUAUGCAUCGGUGCUAUGGCAACAAACUAAUGAAAACAGACAAAAUUCAACAGAAAGAGUGUGUUUUGGAGUUGCCCUACCAGAAGAAAAACUUAAUGACUUUCGUGAUGAACAGAUUGGACAGUUGCAGGAGCUGAUGCAAGAAGCUACUAAACCUAACAGACAAUUUAGUAUUCCUGAAUCUAGGAAACCAGAAUUUUAGUCUAUACAAUAAAGCUUACACAUUUUAAGUUCAGAACCCCUUACUGGGUUUCUAAAAAUGUAUUUCUUCAGCUUUUAGGCUUUGUGAAUGCCUGGUGUUCAUGAAAUAUUCUUUAAUUUGGGAUUGUUAUUAAUGUCGUCUACAAUAUGUAGAUCAAUAUGGCUAGUAAACAAAGCUUUAUAUGAUUGAAGUAACAGUACUUGCUGGAUGGGAUUUGAUUUUUUAAGUACAUAAGAAGGAAUGACUUUAAAAUGGACAAAGCUGUGGAAUUUUGCCAAAAGGUUUUUUUGUAUGUAAAUUUAAUGCUGUUCUUGUUCAACCAUUAGCCUCAUGGCUUUAGCUUCAACAGACAAGUAUGUUAUGAUAAUGACAGAUGUGGAGUUCCAACAAGGUUAUUAUUUACAUACAUGGAUUGUCAUCCUGAAAGUUUCUUCCUUUCUCUUUUAAUAAUACAGGUAUGAUUAUUCAUGUAAAUAUGCCUUCUCCCUGAGUCACUAUAUACAAUGAAAGAUUAAAAAGAAGCUUAAAGAGUCAGUAUUAUACACUGUAUAAUCUAUCAUGCAAAUGAUAGUAUAAUGUCUGUACAGUGUUUGGUAGUAACAAAUGACCCCUUAAAUUAUGUAAUUUAUAGUUACCUUGAGAAUCUCAUUUAUUGCCUCAUCAUUGGGGAGAUAAAAACACUUUCAUAAAUUUGUCGUAAGUUAUAAACUGAAAUAAUCAAGUGGUAAUCCCAUUCAUGUGUUUAAAAUGUUUAAUUUUUUAAAAAUUACACACUUGUGGGGCGCCUGGGUGGGUCAGUCAGUUAAGUGUCCAACUUUGGCUCAGGUUAUGAUUUCACGGUUCAUGGGUUCGGGCCCUGUGUCACACUCUGUGCUGACAGCUCGGAGCCUGGAUUGUGUCUCCCUCUUUCUCUGCCCCCCCCCCCCUUGCUCACACUCUCUGUCUCUCAUAAAUAAGUGUUUUAAAAAGUAAAUAAAAAUUACACACUUGUAACUUUAGUUUUGUAUGUCUCCUUUGAGAUUCUGAAAUGAUCAUUUUUCAGAUGCUAUUGCAUUUAUUCAACUAUUUAAAAAUUGACUCAUACUUACUCUCUUUUGCUGGAUUAGGCUUUUUCUUUGUGUAUGGCUGCCAGACUACUCAGUCCUUUUUAAUAUUCCUCAUUGAAUCAGUCUGGAGGUUGAUGCUUGUCUUUUUUCAUUGAAAGAUAGGUGGUCAAUCAGUAAUGAAUCUAGGCUCUACAUUGUAGGCUCUAGGAAUAAGAAAUGAAUAAGAUAAAAGCUCUUGCCCUCCAGGAGUUUAAAAUCUAGCUGUGCUAGAACCACAGCUUAGGAACCAUUUCAUCAUGAACAAAUAUAUCACAUCCUCAAACUCUUUCAAUCUUUUUUUGUCUUCCUAGCUUAUAGAAUCUAAUACCCAUAAGGACACUGCUUCUCUGUGUUUUGUGAAGUGGGGGUUAUGGGUCAUUUUACAUUCACUGUAAUGUAUAAUCCCCUCCUAAUGUCUCUUUCAACCCAUCACUGGGCUACCCUCACAUAAGAAUUCUUUUUCAUUUGUAGUGUUUUCUUUCUGGUUAUACUUCCCUAUUCAUUUUCUUUGGCAACUGGCUCAUACUUCUCCAUCUCAAGUUUUGCUAUCAUUUUGGUGACCUUAACACUAUAAUCCGUAUGGCUGACAUAUCUAGUACCUAAUUGGUCUCUGAUGAUUCAUUAUUCACCACCCAUAAAAAAUUUUUGGGAAAUCACAGCCAUAUUUAUUGGCCAUCACACAAAUUACUACCUUGAGGUAUUUCACAGUUUUACUACUAUAUUGCAACAUUCUUUUGGGUGACAUAUAUUUGAGAAGCUGUGCUCUUAGUGAUUGCUGUGGUAAAAUUAUCACAAACUAGUAAAAUGCUCAAUAUGAGUACAAAGUUUGAAAAGCUGUGUUGUGUCUAGUAGGUGCUAAAUUUUUAGGGCAUAAAACCUAAGUUGUUUGGACUAUGUAAUAAAUGAAACUGCAGUGUUUUUUGUUUGUUUCUGUUAGUUUUUGCUGUAUGUAUGCUGUGUAAAUACUAAAACACUAAGAGUGUGUAAAUUGAGAAAGUCUGGGAAGUGGUGCAAAAAGCAGUGUUAACUGUGAACUCAUUAGUGUUUUGACCAUUCAAUUUGUUCAAUGUUCUUUUACUUCAUUUCUAUCUCAGUCUGACCUCGUUUCUGUGAUCUUUCACUUCCUUCAACCAUUUAGCAGUACCCUCAAUGUCAUUGUCUCCUUUUUCUUUAACCUCAUCUACUGCUCUCACCAGUGUAACCACUCACUUGCUAAAAUCAAUAGGAUACUAAUCAGUACAAGACAGAUGUAUUAUCCUGAGUCUUGAUAGUGUUAACUAUUCCCUACUGCUUUUAAAUCACUCCUGCUUGGAUGACAUGAUACUGUAUACAGAAAACACUAAAGACUCUACCAAAAAACUAUUAGAGCUGAUAAGUGAAUUCAGUAAAGUUGCAGAGUAUAAAAUCAAUGUACAGAAAUCUGUUGCAUUUCUAUAUUCUAAUAAUGAAGCAGUAGAAAGAGAAAUUAAGCAAUCCCUAUCAAAAUAACACCAGCAUUUUUCACAGAGCUAGAACAAUCCUAAAAUUUGUAUGGAGGCAGAAAAGACCCUGAACAGCCAAAGCAAUCUUGAAAAAGAAAACCAAAGCUGGAGGCAUCACAAUCCCAAACUUCAAGCUGUGUUGUGAAGCUGAAAUCAUCAAGAAAGCAUGGUACUGGCACAAAAACAGACAGAUCAAUGGAACAGAAUAGAGAACCCAGAAAUGGAACCACAAAGGUAUGGCCAACUCAUCUUUGACAAAGCAGGAAAGAAUAUCCAGGGGAAUAAAGACAGUCUCUUCAGCAAAUGGUGCUGGGAAAACUGGACAGUGACAUGCAGAAAAAUGAACCUGGACUACUUUCUUACACCAUAUGCAGAAAUAAACUUAAAAUGGAUGAAAGACCUAAACAUAAGACAGGAAGCCAUCAAACUCCUAGAGGAGAAAGCAGGCAAAAACUCUUUGACCUCAGCCACAGCAACUUCUUACUUAACACGUCUCCAGAGGCAAGGGAAACAAAAGCAAAAAUGAACUAUUAGAAUCUCAUCAAAAUAAAAAUCUGUUGCACAGCAAAGGAAACAAUCAGCAAAACUAAAAGGCAACCGACAGAAUGGGAGAAGAUAUGUGCAAACGACAUAUCAGGUAAGGGUUAGUAUCCAAAAUCUAUAAAGAACUUACCAAAUGCAACAUCCAAAAAACAAAUAAUCCAGUGAAGAAAUAGGCAAAAGACAUGAAUAGAUACUUCUCCAAAGAAGACAUCCAGAUGGCCAACCAACACAUGAAAAAAUGCUCAAGAUCACUCACUCAUCAUCAGGGAAAUACAAAUCAAAACCACAAUGAGAUACAACCUCACACCUGUCAGAAUGGCUAACAUUAACAACUCAGGCAACAACAGAUGUUGGCAAGGAUGCAGAGAAAGAGGAUCUCUUUUGCACUGCUAGUGGUAAUGCAAACUGGUGCAGCCACUCUGGAAAAAAGGAUGGAGGUUCCUCAAAAAAUUAAAAAUAGAACUAUCUUACGACCCAGCAAUUGCACUACUAGGUAUUUAUCCAAGGGAUACAGGUGUGCUGUUUUGAAGGGGCAUAUUCACCCCAAUGUUUAUAGCUGCACUAUUGAUAAUAGCCAAACUAUGGAAAGGGCACAAAUGUCCAUCAACAGAUGAAUGGAUAAAGAAUAUGUGGGGUGUGUGUGUGUGUGUGUGUACACAAGUAUUACUUGGCAACCAAAAAGGAUGAAAUCUUGCCAUUUGCAAGUGGAUGGCACUAUGUGGAUGGAACUAGAGGGUAUUCUAAGCGAAAUUAAAGACAAGUAUCAUGUGACUUCACUCAUGAGGAAUUUAAGCUACAAAACAGAUGAACAUAAGGAAAGAGAAGCAAAAAUAAUUUAAAAACAGGGAGGCGGACAAAACAUAAGAGACUCUUAAGUAUAGAGAACAGAGGGUUGCUGGAGGGGUUGUAGGAGGGGGGAUGGGCUGAAUGGGUAAGGGGCAUUAAGGAAUCUACUCCUGAAAUUAUUGUUGCACUAUAUGCUAACUUGGAUGUAAAUUAAAAAAUAAAUUAUUAAAAAAAGAAAGCAAUCCCACUUACAGCUACACCAAAAAUGAUAAAAUACUUAGGAAUAAACCUAAACAAAGAGGUGAAAGAUGUGUACUCUGAAAACUAUAAAAUACUGAUAAAAGAAAUUGAAGAUGACACAAAGACAUGCAAAGACACUCCAUGCUUGGAUUGGAGGAAUAUUGUUAAAAUGUUCAUACUACUCAAAGCAAGCUAUAGAUUGAAUGCAAUCUCUGUCAAAAUAUGAACAGCAUUUUUUGUAGAACUAAAAAUAUCCUAAAAUUGGUAUGGUAACAUAGAAGACCCUGAAUAGUCAAAGCAAUCUUGAAAAACAAAACUAUAGGUACCACAAUUCUAGAAUUCAAGUUGUAUUAUGUAAUUAUACAAUCAAAACAGUAUGGUACUGGCACAAAAAUAGACACAGAUCAAUGGAACAGAAAACCCAGAAAAAAAACCCAUGAUCAUAUGGGCAAUUAAUAUAUAACAAAGGAGUAAAGAAUAUUCAAUGGAAAAAAGAUAAUCUCUUCAACAAAUGGUGGGGAGAAACUACAGCUACAUGCAAAAGACAGAUAUGUGAAACUGGACCACUUUCUUACUCCAUACACAACAAUAAACAAAGUGGAUUGAAGACCUAAAUGUAAGACCUGAAACCAUAAAAAUCCUUAAGGAGAGCACAGGCAGUAAUUUCUCUGGCAUUGGCUAUAGCAACAUUUUCCUAGAUGUGACUCUUGAGGUAAGGGAAGCAAAGGCAAAAAUAAACAAUUGAGACUACCUUAAAAAAAAAAAAAAAGCUGCACAGUGAAGGAAAUAACAAAACUAAAAAGCAACCUACUGAAUGGGGGAAGAUAUUUGCAAAUGACAUCUGAUAAAGAGCUAGUAUCUAAAAUCUAUAAAGAACUGAUAAAACUCAACACCCCCAAAAUGAAUAAUCCAAUUAUAAAAUGGACAGAAGACAUGAACAGACAUUCCUUCAAAGAUGACAUCCAGAUGGCCAACAGACACAUGAAAAGAUGCUUAACAUCACUCGUCAUCAGGAAAAUCAGAACUACAAUGAGAUAUGAUCCUCACACCUGUCAGAAUGACUAAAAUAAAAAAUGCAAAAACCAACAAGUAUUGGCAAGGAUGUGGAGUAAAAGGAAUGUUCUUGCACUGUUGGUGGGAAUGUAAAGUAGUCCAGCCACUGUGGAAAACAGUAUGGAGUUUCCUCAAAAAGUCAAAAAUAGAACUAUCCUACGAUACAGUAAUCCCACUACUGAGUAUCCCCCCACCCCAAUACAAAAACACUAAUUCAAAGGGAUACACGUACCCCUAUGUUUAUUGCAGCACUGUUUACAACAGCCAAAGUGGAAGCAGCCAAAGUGCCUAUUGAUAGAUGAAUGGAUAAAGAUGUGGUUGUUAAUACACACACAGGAAUAUUAUUCAGCCAUAAAAAGGAAUGAAAUCUUGCCUCUUGCAACAACAUAGAUGGAGCUAGAGAGUGAUGAGGGAGCAUAAGACAAGCUGGCAGGUUACAGCUCCCCCCACCCCCCACCAGGUGGGAUAUGUGUGAUAUUCCUCAGACACUCCUGGCUGCCCAAGAACAAAGAAAAGGGGAAAAACAAAUGGUUAACUGAUAGAGUUCAUAGUCCUGCAGGACCUCUCUAUCAUCCCUCCAUAGUGAUGUGGGAAACAAAGGCAGAAGGAAAUGGCAGAACUAAAUUUCCUUAUAACUUGCCGCCUAUUGACAAACAUUUGAGGCUGGCAGAGUAAAACGUUUCUCCAGGAACUCCCUAAUGUCUUAAUACUAAUGCUUUGCUAGAGGAAAAAACAAUGCUAGCUUGACAAUAGCUAGGCCUCCAGUAUCCUGUGAGUCUUUAGUAUAUGAAAGUCUCACUGGAAACUUCCCCUGGACUUUACCUCCCCCCAACACCACAGUAUAAAACCAGUCUUUCCUCAUGGUCUCCAGGCACCUCUUCCUACCCACGGGUCCUGUCCCCGUGCUUCAAUAAAAUCACCUUUUCGCACCAAAGACGUCUUCAAGAAUUCUUUGUUGGUCAUUGACUCUGGACCUCACAAACCCCACUGUCACCACCCCCCAAAAACCUCA
Panthera uncia (snow leopard) is the source of this 7032-nucleotide messenger RNA. RefSeq names its product succinate dehydrogenase complex assembly factor 3 (gene SDHAF3). Bases 455 to 832 code for a protein of 125 amino acids. NCBI's taxonomy places the organism in Eukaryota, Metazoa, Chordata, Mammalia, Carnivora, Felidae. Gene Ontology annotation, biological process: mitochondrial respiratory chain complex II assembly; succinate metabolic process. The record is from RefSeq and is a predicted model, not a curated record. The transcript is spliced from 2 exons. Gene Ontology annotation, cellular component: mitochondrion; mitochondrial intermembrane space.